Molecule: messenger RNA, 1420 nt
Organism: Phodopus roborovskii (desert hamster)
Lineage: Eukaryota; Metazoa; Chordata; Mammalia; Rodentia; Cricetidae
Product: mucin-12-like
Exons: 11
Coding region: 28-1227 (399 amino acids)
Source: RefSeq, a predicted model, not a curated record
CUUCACUCCCCUUACAGCACCAUCCCUAUGUUCAGCAGCAGCUCUACUGCCCACCCUCCGUUCACCAGCAUACACCCUACUUCCAUGAGGACUCAAUACACGUCUUUGCCACCAAGCAACUGCAAGAAUGGAAAGUGGAAUGGAAGACAGUGUGAAUGCAAGUCAGGCUACACUGGUCAGCUCUGUGACUCCAUCCUGUAUUCCUUCCCAGUAGAAAUCCCGAAUGUUAUCAACGCUACAGUGACCAUGAUGGUAAAAGUGACUCACCGGAACUUCACAAGUGACUUAAAGAACACAUCCUCUGAGGCCUACAAGAACUUCCAAAACCUCUUCCUGAGCCAGAUGGAUAAAGUUUACGAGGGCGAUGACCUUCCCCAGUACAAAGAAGUGAUCAUUAAAGAACUGCUCAACGGCAGCAUCGUGGUGGAAAGUGAUGUCAUCCUAGAAGCAAACUACACCCCAGAGUAUCAGACACUGUUCAGAAACCUCACAAAGAUUGUGAAGGACAAGAUCACAAAGGAGACCGGAACAUAUGAAACUGACAUGUCCCUUUGUCAAAAGGCAGAAAGAAGUUUGUGUGGUUUUCACUGUGUUUUUCUGUUCCCUUUAUCGUGGGCAGACUCCAAACUGUGCUACAAUGGUAACUUCACCACUGUGGGUGUGGAGACUCUAAAGUUCAGCUUCAACCCUGCCGAUCUUUGCAUCCAGAAGGCUGCCGAGGACUUUGGCAGAUACUUCUACCCGGAGCUUGUGGAGGGAAGGUUGACCUGCGUGAACAAUUGCACUCAGGGGACAAAGUCACAACUCAACUGCAACCUGGGCCAGUGCCAGCUGCUACGCUCAGGGCCCCAUUGUGUGUGCCCGAACACAGACACCCACUGGUACUGGGGGAAGACCUGCACGUCUAGAACCAGCAAGAGACUUGUGUAUGGACUCGUGGGCACCGGGCUGGCAGUGCUGCUGGUCCUAGUGGUCUUGGCUGUCUUCCUUAGUCGAGCCCAGAAAAAACAACACAGGGCAAAAUACGACCCAUCUCAAGCAUGGCGGAGAGAAGCCCUCCCUGGAACCUUCCAGAGCACAGGUGUCUGGGAAGACCGGGAUCUGAAAGAGGACAAAUUUGGCCUGGAGAAAGGGUACAGACACUUCCAGCCAAACCUGCAGCAUGUGGACCCCAAUACUAAGCUCAACUUUCAGAGGCCCAAGGUGGUGAAAUCAGAAGCUCCGUGAGAACAACAGUGUCUACCCAUCAUGCCCCAUCCAGAUUUAGACACAGGUAUUCCUGGCUGGUUAAGACGAAGCUGACACCAGGUCCCAAAGCUUUGAGUGUCUAAUCUCAGGUGACCAGAGUUGGUCCAUAGGUCAUUGCCAGAAGACUGGAGCAAAGAGCCAGGCGCCACCUCCUCCUCAGCGUCACCUCCAU